Molecule: messenger RNA, 1580 nt
Organism: Mytilus trossulus (common blue mussel)
Lineage: Eukaryota; Metazoa; Mollusca; Bivalvia; Mytilida; Mytilidae
Exons: 3
Coding region: 144-1250 (368 amino acids)
Source: RefSeq, a predicted model, not a curated record
UACAAUAUGAAAAAUUGCUGAAUUUAAGAUUAUUUUUACUUAUUAUUGUUACUAUUAUAUCUCAUUUCAUUUGGUAACAUAUUCAGCAAUGGUUUGAUGCAAAUUUGGUUAUAAAAUAACGAGACAAGAGUGAAGUUUGCAAGAUGCCAUUGAAGAAUUCGUACGUUGUUUGGAACAAUAAAGGAGGAGCAGGGAAGACAACCCUUACGUUUCAUCUGUCAACUGAAUAUGCAUUAAGCCAUCCCCUUGAGGAAAUUGUUGUAUUGGAUAUGUGCCCUCAAACAAACGCUUCGUCUGCUCUACUGUCCAACGUUGAUGAAAAUGACGAAGGUAUACAGGGAGAUGAAGUGGUAAGGGAAAUGGCUAAUUCCAAGGUAGAUUGCAAUGAUGCUUAUAAAACGUCAUUUGAAUAUGACAAGACAGUGUGUGGAUAUUUAAUGGCUCAGAUAGAUAAAAGAGGCAUCAACUUUGAAGAGUUUCUAGUACGUCCGGCUGAAUAUAAUGAGUAUAUACCUAGGAAUAUGCAGCUCCUUUGUGGUGACCAUUACUUGGAAGUGAUAGCCAAGCGUCUAGAGGGCGAAAGGAUGUUACCACCUACUAGAAAAGGUCCAUGGAAAGUAGUUACAGAAUUUAUGAAGGAAUUUGUCACCAGAGUCGUAGCUUCCGAUCCUCGAGAACGUGUCUUUACUUUCUUCAUUGACACUAACCCUAGUUUUUCGGUUUACACUGAACUAGCCAUGCUUGCAGCCACAAGGAUAAUUGUGCCUUUUAAUGCUGAUGACUUUUCGAGAACAGCUGUUAAGUCCAUGUUAUACUUGCUGUAUGGUAUAGAAAUAGAUAAUGAACGACAAAUGAAGUACGAACACUUAAGGGAAUACGAAUUUUGGUACAGGGCCAAAAAAGAAGGCUUUAUUCUCCCAAAAAUACACCUUCUUAUAAACAAUAAAAUCACACAAUACCGUAAUGGAGUUGCAAAGGCAUUCGGAGCGAAAGAAAGUGAAAUACGCGAUCAUAUUAAAACCGUAAUGCAUGAGAAGUCAGAAAGAUUUGUUCAUCCUGAGGAUCCUGAUUUCCCAAUUAUACACGAACUGAACGAUUUUCACACAAUUGCUGUCCAAUGUUUACAGUUAGGAUGUCCGUUAAGAGACCUUCCAGCGAAGGUUCAAAUGGCGGACGUUACCGUACCAAAUGCUGAAAAGGUACAGCAAGCAUACCUUUUGAAGCUUCAAAGUAUCGUACAACUUUUGUAGACAUAUUUUACCAAAAAAAACAAACAACUUUUAUUUGAGACUGAAGGCAUAGAUUGCAACACGUUGCACUGACCUUUUUUGUGAAAUGAGAAAACGUUUUAUCAUAAUUUUUAAAUUGUAUUUGUUAGCCUUAGUACUACCUGUAAGACAUAUCGAAUUACCUGCAUAACACUUAUUACUAGUACUUAGUUUAUGGACCAGAAGACAGCUAGUGGCACUUAAUUACAUUUGUUAUGUGUUAUUUUAAUUUUAAAAUGUGAAUGAUGCUCUCUAAUUUGCGUGAAUAUAGUAACUUAAAUGUAUUAUUGUAAUUCUAGAUCAAAAGAUUUG